This is a messenger RNA of Elephantulus edwardii (Cape elephant shrew), 882 nucleotides long. It is a transcript of the gene HEXIM2, whose product is annotated as hexamethylene bis-acetamide inducible 2. Gene Ontology annotation, molecular function: 7SK snRNA binding; cyclin-dependent protein serine/threonine kinase inhibitor activity. Gene Ontology annotation, biological process: negative regulation of cyclin-dependent protein serine/threonine kinase activity; negative regulation of transcription by RNA polymerase II. The record is from RefSeq and is a predicted model, not a curated record. NCBI's taxonomy places the organism in Eukaryota, Metazoa, Chordata, Mammalia, Macroscelidea, Macroscelididae. Gene Ontology annotation, cellular component: cytoplasm; nucleus; nucleoplasm.
AUGGUGCGCGCGCGGAACGCUCCUCGCAAGGUGAUCCCUCCAAGCCAGACCAGCUGUAAUGCGUCACCAAGAACGUUGGAGGAGGCCAAGAACUUCGGGGUUCCUGAGAGCCCUGAAACCACCUCUGAGCCUUAUGAUCUCGGAAAUUCUCUGCCUCCCACACCCCGGAUGGAGAGCCACUCAGAGGAUGAGGAGCCUGCAGGGGCUGGUGGGGACCUGGGCAGGAACCACAGAGGUCCGCUAGGCCAGGGUCCAGAGGUCCGCUCCGCAGAGGCAGUGCUGGGCCGGAAGAAGCACCGCCGCCGGCCAUCCAAACGCAAGCGGCAUUGGAGGCCCUAUCUGGAGCUGAGCUGGGCGGAGAAGCAACAGCGGGAUGAGCGGCUGAGCCAGAGGGCCUCCCAGGUGCGCGAGGAGAUGUUCGCCAAGGGCCAGCCAGUAGCUCCUUACAACACCACCCAGUUCCUGAUGAAUGACCGAGACCCUCAGGAGCCUAACUUGGGUAUACUCCAAGGGUUCUCCCACCCGGGCUCCAGUGGGGAAAGUGAGGCAGGGGACAGUGAUGAGCGGGAUCAGGCUCGUGGGGAGUUCCUGCAGAGGGACUUCUCUGAAGCUUAUGAGUGCUACCACACCGAGAUCCUGCAGGGCCGCAGCAAGCAGGAGCUGGUGCAAGACUACCUGGACCUGGAGAGGCGGCUGUCCCAGGCUGAGGAGGAGAUGUGGAGGCUGCGGCAGCAACGAGUCACCAGCCAGCAGCCCUCUCACCAGGUGGAGGUGCUGGCCGCUGAGGUGGAAAGGCUCCGCAUGGAGAACCAACGGCUGCGGCUGGAGAACGAGAUGUGGAGUCGGAAGGGCGGCAGCUGCGGGGAGGAGCUGGGUACCUAG